Molecule: messenger RNA, 1624 nt
Organism: Lotus japonicus
Lineage: Eukaryota; Viridiplantae; Streptophyta; Magnoliopsida; Fabales; Fabaceae
Exons: 7
Coding region: 289-1515 (408 amino acids)
Molecular function (GO): DNA-binding transcription factor activity
Source: RefSeq, a predicted model, not a curated record
CUUAGCCACUUAUAGAAGAGUACUCAAAAAUAUGAUUUAGAGAGAGAAAUAGAGAACAACACCUACAACUUCAACUACAACUUGGGUUCUGAGAGAGCGUGUGUGUAGGAACAAAAUAAGGAGCUUUUUACUCUCAUCUCAGACAACUAAGUAACCUUAUUUUCAUCAAAAUCGGAGAUCUUUCAGAAUCUCUCUCUCUCUGCUUAAUACUUGCCUAGCCUUUUGGUGUUUGUUUCACAAAUUCUCCAUCCAUUCAUCCAGCGAGAGAGUUAAAAUUUAAGAGUGUAGAUGGAAGAGGAUCAAGAGGACAAUUCCCGAAGCUAUAGCAAUGGUGGUGGCAGUGGCGGCGGUGGCGGCAACAAUGGAAGAUCAUUGAAAAAGGCAAAGCAGAGAAAGGUUCCACAGAGAGGACUUGGCGUGGCACAGCUAGAAAAGAUAAGACUCGAAGAACAGGAAAAGAGAGAUGUCAAUGGCACUCCAAUUUCAUCAUCAUCAUCCUCCACCAAAUCCUCUUAUCUGAAUAAUUUUCAUCAUUCUUCUUCCACCACCACCACCCCUUUACCUACUAGACCACCGCCACCACCGGAGUUUAGGCCUUCUCUGCCACUUCAAUACAUGGAUGUUAAACUUCCAAGCACUGUUCCAUUGGGUGGAUUUGAGGCUGGUUGGCCCUCUGUUUCACUUUCUGGUCAUGGGAAUUUGCCAAAGUUGUGGAAUUCCCACGAAUUUGAUUUUGAGAAUGACACAUUUGGGGUUGAACCAGGAUUGCCUUUUCUUCCCAAUUUGGCUUUUGAUCAAUCCAGUCCUACUUGGUCUCUGCCCAAUUGGGGGCAGAGGCCAUCACAGUAUCAUCAUCAACCACCAAUGGUGAAUAUCCCAUCAGGUACUUCAUCAACACAUGUGCCUCAUUUCUCAAUAGAGCCCCCUUCAAACCAAAAUUAUAGUGCCAAUGGUGUGCUAGCAAGGCCAGAGGAGAAGAUAGUUGGCAUGAAACGGCCCUACCCUUUCUCCCUGGAUAUUCCAGAUGUGCCUGCAUUCAAUUGUAAAUUGCCUACCUUUGCUGAAUUAAGUGCUAAUGCAAGACCUACAUUCGAGAGUGGAAGUGGAUUUAACUUUGAUGUUGGCAAUUCAUUUUCCAGAGAAGUCCCAUCCUGUUCUGCUUCCAACUCUGAAGAACCAAACUUGAAGAAAACAAAUAAAGGGCAUAAUAAGCAUUUAGAUGGACAUUUUCUCACCUUGGCUACUCCUAUCCCUACUUCAAGUCCACCUUCACUGUUCAACUCUUCAACUUCCUUUCCAUUUCACUAUCAAGAAUGUCCUGAAUUUGAAUCUCCACCUCUUCAGGGAAACAUAGAAGAUCAAAUGGCUAUCCCACCAGGCUACAGGCUAUAUAAUCAACAAAAGCAACCUUUGUACAGCUUCUUCCUUCCAUCAGUGCAAAUUGGACAAACAACAGCAAGAAUUCAGAAUUCUCAGGAAGUUGGAGAAAAUAUUGAUCUUAAUUUGAAGCUAUGAAUAUAGACAUAUCAGUUUAAAGCCAGUUGUUCAUCACUAUGGAACUUGCAUAGUUAUAUUUGAGUUUAAAUUUUACAAGUUGUAGAUAUUCCUAAAUAUGCACAUGGAG